UGCAAACACAAAAGUUAUGAUUUAGUGUAUAAUCAAUCAUAUACACUUUAGUUUACUCCUAUAUAAAUCCUUGUUUUGAGAACCAAAACAAAAGAACCCACCACAUAAACAAACUGCCUUUUUUCUUCUCAUUUCUCCUUCACCUCCCACCUCCUGUAAAAAGGUAUUAGUCUCAUCUUUUGCAGUUCAAUUAUUUCUGGGAUUACUGUCCAUCAAAUUCCUCCCAGAAACAGAAAUAAUUUUGACAGAAAGUUUGCAUUUUUUGACGUAUUUUUAAUUACACCAUGGUUUUAUUAUCAAAGAAGGAUCAAAAACUUCCCAUCAUUGAUGAUCAUGAUAAUCAGAAAUCAAUGGGAAUGUUUGCUGCCAUUUCUUACAUGUUAUGUGCAGUUUUGCUGAUUAUGUUUAACAAAGCAGCUGUUUCUUCUUACAAGUUCCCAUAUGUCAAUGUCAUCACACUUCUUCAGUUAAUAUGCUCGUGCUUUUUUCUCUAUGUAAUGAGACAUCGGAAGAUUAUUUCGUUCACAAAUGACGGAUCCCUUAGAACCACAGACAACCCAAUCACGCUUGUGCCCUUGAAGAAGCUUGUUCAGACACUUCCCCUUGCAGUAUCAUACUUGUUAUUUAUGCUAGUAUCGAUGGAAUCUGUACGUGGUAUAAGUGUUCCCAUGUACACAACUUUAAGGCGUACAACUGUGGCUUGUACUAUGGUGGUUGAGUAUCUUGUAGCAGGUGAAAAAUAUUCUCUUCAUGUUGUUGCCAGUGUGGCUAUCAUCAUACUUGGUGCAUUUGUAGCGGGAGCUCGAGAUCUAUCAUUCGACUUCUAUAGCUAUGGUGUUGUGCUCGUAUCAAAUCUCUGCACUGCGAUAUAUCUGACCUCCAUAGCUCGUCUUGGACAAUCUAGUGGUCUAAAUACAUUUGGCCUUAUGUGGUGCAAUGGAAUAAUUUGUGGGCCGAUUUUGCUUCUAUGGACAUACAUCCAGGGCGAUCUUCAGAUGCUUAUUAGCUUUCCUUACUUGUCAUCCCCCGGAUUUCAGGCCGUCAUGUUGCUUUCCUGUGUGAUGGCAUUUUUUUUGAAUUACACUGUCUUCUGGAAUACAGCCCUUAAUUCUGCUCUGACUCAGACUAUUUGCGGCAAUUUAAAGGAUGUUUUCACUAUUGGAAUAGGAUGGCUUCUGUUUGGUGGCCUUCCUUUUGAUUUGUUCAAUAUACUAGGUCAAGGCCUUGGAUUCAUCGGCUCAUGUAUGUAUGCAUAUUGCAAACUCAAAGGGAAAUAACGGUUUUAAGGUCGUAAAUUGUAACUUAUAGUCGUUACUAUAACUUUUGUCUUUAUGAAACUACAUUAAUACUAUGAUACGAAAUCAAUCACUUGAUUUUAGCAUAGGGUAGUUGUAAGUUGAAGUAUAAGUAUGAGUAAUAUUUUAUAUUUUCCAAA
Messenger RNA from Amaranthus tricolor (Joseph's coat), 1435 nucleotides. RefSeq names its product UDP-N-acetylglucosamine transporter UGNT1-like. The record is from RefSeq and is a predicted model, not a curated record. The coding region runs from base 285 to 1277 and encodes 330 amino acids. The transcript has 10 exons. Gene Ontology annotation, cellular component: Golgi apparatus. NCBI's taxonomy places the organism in Eukaryota, Viridiplantae, Streptophyta, Magnoliopsida, Caryophyllales, Amaranthaceae. Gene Ontology annotation, molecular function: GDP-fucose transmembrane transporter activity; antiporter activity.